UGCCUUUGUUUACGUUUUUUGUUAUCAGAAAAUUUUAUUUUUGUAAAAAGGGAAAAUUAAAACAAAAUGCGCCUGCGCUUUAAAGUUUUUAAUAAACUCUUAACCCUUUUGGGGGCCUCAAUCGUAAUUUUAAUUAUAUUUUUAUAUACUUUAGCAAAACAACCUGCUGCCGACGAAUUUAUAACAAUAAUUAAAGAAAAUUCACAAGAACUGACGCAGCCACCAACAGAAAUUGCCCCCAAAUUGCUGAAUUUAACAAAUUUUAAGUAUUUAAUAGAAAAUCGUUUGUGCCAUUCGUAUAAAAAGGAAUUAUUGGCUAUUUUAAUAGUUACCUCUUAUGCGGGUCAUGAUGAACUGCGUUCCGCCCAUCGUCAAGCCAUUUCCCAGGCAAAACUUUCCGAUUUGGGUAUACAAAGAGUAUUUCUCUUGGCUUCUGUACCGGAGAGAGAACAUUUUAUAACGCAGUCGCAAUUACAAAAUGAGCAACAAAGGUUUGGUGAUCUAUUGCAGGGCAAUUUUAAGGAGGCCUAUAGAAAUCUGAGCUACAAACAUAUAAUGGGUCUAAAGUGGUCGGCCACCGAAUGCCGAAAAGCUAGAUUUAUUAUAAAAAUAGAUGAUGAUAUUGUCUACGAUAUAUUCCAAGUAAAACGUUAUUUAGAUGCUUUGGAAUUGGAAAAUCCCAAACUGACCACCUCCUCCGAACUAUUGGCAGGCUAUAUAUUAGACUCUAAACCGGUCAUACGUUUGCAGGCCAAUAAAUGGUAUGUUUCCCAGCAAGAAUAUGCGGGCAAUGUUUAUCCCGAUUAUUUGUCCGGUUGGUUGUACAUCACUAAUCCCCAAACAGCCUUAAGAUUAGUGGAACAAGCAACCAAAUCCCCUAUAUUCUGGAUAGACGAUACCUGGGUGACUGGCAUACUACGUGAACCUUUAGCCAUUCCUUUGCAACGUUUGAAUACAUGGUUUUCUGCCAAUCCGGAUUUCCUCAACUGCUGUGUGCGCGAUUUAAAAGCUUCCAGCUUGGAAUGUGACCUCUAUGUGGGUCCCAAUGGGGGAGACAAUAAAUUAUUAAUAGAAUUUUUACAUAAUGUAGAGAAAUGCUACUAUGAUGAGUGUGUGAAACGCUCCAAACAACAAAUUUUGAAAAAUACUUGUGUGGGUACAUUUAAGAGAUUACUACCGGAUCAUGGUGAGGCCAAUAUAAAACCCGUCAAGUUGGGCAGAUGAUGAAACAUUCCACAAACUGAGAGAGACAAUUUUAAUUUGUAUAUUUUAUAAAAAAUUAAGUAAUUUAUUGUAGUUUUCUGCUAGUUUUACAAAGAAUUUAAGUUUUUCGCCUAAAAAUAAAUGCAAUUUAAAGCUAAA
Molecule: messenger RNA, 1362 nt
Organism: Lucilia sericata (common green bottle fly)
Lineage: Eukaryota; Metazoa; Arthropoda; Insecta; Diptera; Calliphoridae
Product: beta-1,3-galactosyltransferase 5
Exons: 2
Coding region: 67-1224 (385 amino acids)
Cellular component (GO): membrane
Molecular function (GO): hexosyltransferase activity
Source: RefSeq, a predicted model, not a curated record